This is a messenger RNA of Cylicostephanus goldi, 4301 nucleotides long. NCBI's taxonomy places the organism in Eukaryota, Metazoa, Nematoda, Chromadorea, Rhabditida, Strongylidae. The record is from the annotation of a GenBank genome assembly.
AUGAGCGUUCCAAACUCUAUAAGACGAUGUACAUUCAUUUCAAAGGCCACUUCGACCAACCCUCCUUUCCUUGUCAGUCUUGCGCACCUUAGCACAUACUCUGUUUUCCUUUUUGGAAAUUUCCAAGUUUUCGUAUCAACUAACUAUCGAACUUCUUUUGUAAAUAACAUUUUUAGUAGUUUGCUUCCUGCCAAGAUAUCAUCUUUAUGCGUUCUCUUAUCAUUAAUUGAUGAAGAUGAAGAAGAGGACGAUGACGAGCAAGGUGCUGAGGAGAUGAAAGGAUUCAUUGCUGAUGAAGAGGAAGAAGAGGAGGAUGCUGAUGACGACAAAUCAGAAAAGUCAGAAAAACUUGAAGAUGAAGAGGACGAGCUGGAUGACGAUGAUAUAGAUUUGAUACAAGAAAAUCUGGGGAACAGAAAAGAGAAAAAGCAGCGAAUUAUACAACCAGAAGAUUCUGAUGAAGAUGUUGAUGAUCGAACAGCUAUUCAGAAGAAGCUGUUUGGCGAGGGAGAUGAUGGAGAAGGCCCUUCAAGCCCACGAAGAGGAGAUCUAAGCGGCGAAGAUUCUGAUAGGGAACGGUAUUCAGAUUCGGAGCAAAGCGAGGAUAACUUCAUUGUCAAUGAAGAUGGCGGCCGACAUGGCCAUCGGCAUCACAGGCGAAGGGACGGAAAUAUGCCUGAAGGUGCCUUGGAUGAAGCUCGCGAUGUAUUUGGUGUUGAGGACUUCAAUUUUGAUGAAUUUUACGAUGAAGAUGAAGAGCCGAUCGAAGAGGAUGAUGAAGACCAAGAAGAUCUCAUGGAUGAUGAGGGAGAAGGCGAAGGAAGGAUACGACGAGUGCGGGCGAAAGAGAAAACUAGCACUCUUCUGGAUACUAUGGAACCAUCGGAACUAGAACGAGGGUUCAUGGCCCCAGCUGACAAGAAGAUCCAACUUGAGGAUAAACCUGAAAGGUGGUCAAAUGCAUGCUCAUUCCAACUGCGGAAAUCUCCAGUCACUGAAGCUGAUGAUAUGGAGUUAGAGCAGGAGUCAAAAUGGAUCUACUACCAUGCUUUCUGCUCAACGUCCAUCUCAACUCAAAAGUCAAAUCUUUUGGCGUAUGUGGCCGACUAUCGAGGAAACGAUAGGUCGCAAUGUGAGGAUGAAGCGAGAGAGACCAUAAAAGAAGCUUUGAAGUUUAUGCGGAAUCAAUUGUUUGAGGUCCCGUUCAUUGCUUUUUAUCGAAAAGAAUUGGUGAGCACUGUGCUUCCAAUUAAUGACCUUUGGAAAGUAUACGAAUGGGACGAGAAAUGGUGCCAUUUACAGCAUAGAAAAAAGAAGCUAGUCGAAUUGAUGAAACGAAUGCAGUAUUAUCAGACUGAAUCAAUGCAAAAUUUUCGUCGUACCAUCUCAGAUGUCGACAUAAUCGAAGUACAGAAUGCUGAUUCCAUAGAUGCUGUAAGCGAUCUAUCAGCGCAGUUCCAUUUGUAUUAUGGAGCAGAAGUGAACCGAAUGCUGGACUGGGAGGCUGCGCAGAAGGACAUCGAUGAAGGAGGCGAUGGUACCAAUGUUCAUGGCUCGAGAUUCAGACAAAGCACAAGGAAUGAUAGCUAUCAGUUGUGCGUUGAUAACGGCAUUGGAGGCAUGGUGUCACGUUUUGGAAUUACUGCUCGACAGCUUGCGGAAAACUUGGACUGGAAAAAGCAUGACGUAGAACAGGAUCCAGUCGCCCCAAAAGUUGCCGCUGCUGACUACACCAACUCUUCCUUCCCAACUCCUGAAGCUGUGAUUGCUGGUGCUAUCUAUAUGAUGGCCAGAGAGCUCAGUCGCGAACCUGCGGUCAGUGUCAAAUCACCCUUCCUCACUCUUGCUCGUGAGAGAAUACGUCAAACGUAUCGAGAGCACGCAAAGCUAUAUGUGCGACCAACGCAGAAAGGACGUGAACAUCUGGAUGAAACUAGCCCUGUGUGGAAGAACAGGUACAUCAAAGGAAAACCUGUUUCUUUGCUUGAAGAAGAGGAGUUCUUAUACCUUCAUCAAGCUAAGAAAGCUGAACAUCUUGACGUGAAGUUUGUGUUUGAGAAGCACACUCCCAACGACGAGGUAGUGCGAGUUUUAUCAGAUGCUGUUCUCACUGAGCAACCCUAUCGGGUGGACGAAUACUCUGAAAUAGUAGAAGAGUGGAACUCCAUCCGCGAGAAAGCUACAAGAAUGGCUAUCGAUGAAAUGCUCCUCCCGUACUUGGAAGGCGAAAUGGAGCAAAAGCUCAUAGACGAAGCUAAAAAUAGUGUGCUAUAUGUGGGUUUGAAGAUUAUCAGUAUGCCUCUGUCUGCAACUAUAAAAUGUGGCAGAGCUAUGUACGCCCGGUUAGAGCCAGCAGCUUUCCAUCCAUCUGAAGAGCAAAUGGAAGAUGAGGACGAAGAUUUUAGUCGACAAGUUGGUGGUUUUCCUGGAGAAGUACGGGUUAUGGGAAUUGCCUACCCAACCGACAUGGAUGAGGCUUCUUUUGGUGUGUUAGUGGAUCAAGAUGGUGCUGUCAUAGACUACUGCAGAAUGGUACACUUCACCAAGCGAGGAGGAUUCGGUCCUCAAGCGCAGUUAAAGUCCGAGUCUAUGGCCUUUUUCAAAAAAUUCGUGGAGCGUCGACGUCCUCAUGUGAUAGCUCUGUGCGGAGAAAACCUUGAUGCCAUCCGUCUCCGCAGAGACAUAGAAGAAUGUCUGAAUAGUAUGGUAGCCGAGAGUGAGCUCACUAGAGCGCCUCCCGUAUAUAUCAUGGACAAUGAAGCAGCAAAAGUGUACAUGCUGUCGAAAAGUGCCAUGACUGAACAUUCCGGUUAUCCACCAACACUCCUCCAAGCCAUUUCGCUAGCGCGGCUCAUGCUGGACCCAUUAUGGGAGUACGCACAUCUGUGGAAUGCUGAUGAAGAUAUCUUCUGCCUCGGCUUCCAUCCUCUGCAAAGUGAAAUAAGCAAGGAAGAACUGAGUAAUGUGCUUGCUCGAGAACUCAUUAAUCGGGUCAAUGAAGUGGGAGUCGAUGUAAAUCGGUGUCUGGAACAUCCACAUACUGCGAAUAUCCUCCAGUUUGUUUGUGGACUUGGACCACGCAAAGCGACUCAUCUUCUGAAAAUGCUCAAGCAGCAUGAUCAUCUGCUGGAAAGUCGUACAAAACUUGUGACGCUUUGUCGCAUGGGACCAAAAGUUUUCAUGAACUGCGCGGGAUUCAUCAAGAUUGAUACAACUAGGGUUGCUGAGAAAACAGACGCAUAUGUGGAAGUGUUAGAUGGAUCUCGUGUACAUCCUGAGACUUACGAGUGGGCAAGAAAGAUGGCUGUUGACGCACUGGAGGUGGAUGAUUCAGCAGAUCCUACCACCGCUUUAGAAGAGAUUUUGCAAGCCCCAGAUCGUCUGAAGGAUCUUGACCUUGAUGCAUUCGCUGAGGAAUUGAAGAGACAGGGCUUCGGUGAGAAGAAAGCCACCCUCUACGAUAUAUCAGCCGAGUUGAAUCAUAGGUAUAAGGACCAGCGCAGGCCAUUCAUACCACUAAGCGAUCAGGUUUGUGGCUUUGACAUGCUCUGUUAUGACAUGCGUUUUCUUAUAAUCGAGUUGUUCACACUUCUAACAAAAGAAUCGAAAGCAACAUUGGAGGAAGAGAAAAGAGUAUGCGGUGUUGUUACAGGAGUUCAGUUCAAGAAGAUUCCGGAAGAGCAAAGACAAUCAUAUAUUUCUGGUCAUGAACAUAUGCAACGCAUCCAAGAGUCUGAAUAUUGGGAAUGCUCUUUCUGCAGAAUGCCAAUCAUCUCAAAUAGACUUUACGAACAUCUGCAGAUUAGAGAUGCGCGAAAAGGCGGGUGUCCCGGUAUUCCUGUUGGCAUUCGUGUUAAGCUCGAUAAUGGUAUCAGCGGUUUCAUUCCGAACAAAAUGAUAUCCGACAGACCUGAAUCUUUCAAGAAUCCUUUGGAACGAGUAAAGAUGAACCAGCCAAUAUAUUGCCGCAUCAUCAAAAUUGAGCCAGAAAAGUUUUCUUGUCUUUUGUCAUGCCGAUCUUCCGAUCUCAAUAAGGAGCCUGCUACUGAGCAUGAUAAGUUCUGGGACUAUGAAGCUGAGAAAGAAGAUUUGGAGAAGGAUCGUACGACAAAGAUACAUAAGGCUGAAGCCAACUUCACCCAUCGGCAGAUCGUGCACCCGCAGUUUCACAAUGUCAGUUACCGCGAAGCACAAAGGAUGUUGGGCAGCAAAGAUACGCUCCUUGAAAGAGGAGUUUUUGUGCGAUAUAUCACGUUGCUCACCUUUCUGUCAUUUACAAAGGGAAAAGCUCAACGCUAGCU